AUUAAAACUUUUCAAGCAUUUCGUCUCUUUGCCUUUUAAUAAUGUGCUUUAAAAGCAUGGUUGUUUACUUGUUUUGAGCUUUAUAUAGCAUAGUUUUGGAGUCUAGUGGUUGAAUUGGUGCGUGUUAGUAUUUGGCAUCUGUGUUUUCUUUUCCAUAUCAUUUUACAUAUCCUCUGCUGGAGGUGCUCCAGUUUGUAAAACCAUUGCACUCUACGAUGGUUUUAUUAAUCCUCUGCUUCUUUGCUGAGUAAAUGAAGUAAGAGAUUUAAGAUUUGAAAUCUUAUAUCUUAGUGGAAAAAGAAAGUCUUCGAUCCUUUCUGAAAGCCUCUGUCGCGUAAUGGAAUCUGAAAAUGGGGUUACCGUGAAGGACGAGAGUUCUGUUAUUGAGAGAAAAUAUGUGGAAGAAUCAGUUGUGGGUUUGAAGAGAGAGGGUGAGGAUGGUGGUAACGGUGAAGUUCCCACCAUGAAUGGAAAAUCCGAACCAGCCACAAAAAUCAAAAGCCUUAAAUCUUCUGGAGUGGUGGUCAAAGCCUCUGCAAUGGUUCCUGCAAGUAAAACUUCAAAAUCCAUAAAGGAACCCGGAAAUCUGCAUGGUGGCUCCCCAAAGAACAAUAGAUUAGGAAAGGAUAAACCCAAUCCGAUAGCCACAACUACAUUUUCACGUAGUCAGAGAUCAAUCCUUACACAGAGUCUUUCCUUCCCAUCAAGAGGGGUUUGUACUGAUGUUAUGAACAAGAGCAUCGAGGUGUACCCAGUGAAAAGAGAUCAAGCCAAACACGCUCAAAGACAAGGGACUAAAUCCCAAGCCUCAAGUGGAACAGUCACCAAUACAAUGAGUGGAACACCUGGUCGGCGGACUUCUUUAGCAUCCAUGCCUAGCAUUAGACGCACUGUGCCUGGGAAGUAUGCUUCAUUGAAUGCAUCUAUUAACUGUCCUCCUACUGAAGAAUCCCUAUCAGUUAAUCCAAAUUUGAAAGAGGAUGAUGAGGCUCGUUCCACUACUUCAAGUGCUACUCCACGCAGGACUCCUUGUGAACGGAGGAGCAGUGGUUCAGGAUUUUCCUUCAGAUUGGACGAACGAGCUGAAAAACGAAGGGAGUUCUUUUCAAAACUUGAAGAGAAAAUUCAGGCAAAAGAAGUGGAAAAAACUAACUUGCAAGCAAAAUCAAAGGAAAACCAGGAGGCAGAGAUCAAGCAACUGAGAAAAAGCCUGACAUUUAAAGCUACACCCAUGCCCACUUUCUACAGAGAGCCUCCUCCAAGAACUGAACUGAAGAAGAUACCAACCACACGCGCAAUAUCUCCAAAGCUUGGAAGGCAAAAGAGCUCUGUGACCGUGACAAACAACUCUUCAGAAGGUGAUGGGCCUGGCCUUAGCCCUCGUCUGAACCCAUCUCCAAAGCUCAAGAAUUCUGUUACUGCAAACAACUCUUCAGAAGGUAGUGCAUCUUGUUGUGGUCCACAUCUUAACCGAGAACAUAGUAAUUCAAAUAAAGGGUUACGGGCAGAAUCUGAUAAAAAUGUUGUUGCUUCAAAGAAGACCAUCAGGAAGUCCCAAACCAGGCUUCAUGCCCAGGAAAUUGUAGUCGCUAAAACUGAAAGAAAGCCUGCCAACUCUAAAACAGAGGACCCUGGAGAAGAGACCCAAAACCAGAAAGAAUGCAGAGUAGAAGGUGAAGAAAGCCAGAAUCAGUUCACGCGUCUUUCAGAAUGCCCGGAUGAGAUAGACCCAGAGUCUGGAAAGGAUACUGCCCAGAAUACCGCACCGGUUCUUAAUUCAUCUACCCUUGAGAUUAUGCCUCAUGAAGUAACUGUCGGAGGUUAAAGACAUAAAUCUUGGACCUUGUAUUUUUAUAGGUAUAAAAAUUUGAAUAAUUCUACAUACAGUCGUGGAGUGUGUAAACGUCGCGUAAUCACUUUGAAAAAUAGUGGGAUCCACAAUUAAAAAAAUUAGUUUUUUUUUAUGUGGAUUUCGUAUUAAUUCACUUUUUUCAAAAAAAUUGUGCGACGCUUAUACAACCACAACUGUAAAUAUUAUUUCUCUAAAAAUUUUAAGUUCCUUUUGACUUUUAAAAAAGAAGAGAGUUUGAUGUUGUUGUGAAUAUGGUGGUUGCCAGUAAAUCAUGUAAUUCGAAUAUUUUUAUCUACAGGUUAAUGUAAUUGUGCUUGUCUAUCGUUGUUAUAUUAUUGCUA
Carya illinoinensis is the source of this 2193-nucleotide messenger RNA. Its product is annotated as protein WVD2-like 4. Bases 338 to 1825 code for a protein of 495 amino acids. The record is from RefSeq and is a predicted model, not a curated record. The transcript has 9 exons. Lineage: Eukaryota; Viridiplantae; Streptophyta; Magnoliopsida; Fagales; Juglandaceae. Gene Ontology annotation, molecular function: microtubule binding.